AGGAUGCCUAGUCCAGGUAAAAGUGGCAAAGGGCUGAGUAAGAGAAGCACCAAGCCCCACUGGAAGGUCUUACUGAAAAAUGUCCAGGGCAUUACGAAACCUGCCAUUCGCCAUCUAGCCCACCGAAGUUUUGUCAAGCGCAUCUCUGGGCUCGUCUAUGAGGAGACCAAGGGAGUGCUCGAAGUUCUGGAGAAUGUGAUCCGCGAUGCGGUGACUUACGUGGAGCACGCCAGAUGCAAGCCUCUCACUGCCAUGGAUGUGGUGUAUGCGCUGAAAUGCCAGGGCUGCACGCAGCUUCGCUGGCUGAGCUGUCCCUGCGGCUUACAUCUAGACUCCAAAAGGCCUUUUCUACGCCUCUCCCCGCCUCAUGUCCCGCCCCUCGGAAAAAAAGUAAAGAGUUUUUUAAUACGAUCUACUGUGUGA
Molecule: messenger RNA, 423 nt
Organism: Pteropus alecto (black flying fox)
Lineage: Eukaryota; Metazoa; Chordata; Mammalia; Chiroptera; Pteropodidae
Product: histone H4
Biological process (GO): nucleosome assembly
Molecular function (GO): protein heterodimerization activity; DNA binding; structural constituent of chromatin
Source: RefSeq, a predicted model, not a curated record